Messenger RNA from Pyrenophora tritici-repentis Pt-1C-BFP, 952 nucleotides. Lineage: Eukaryota; Fungi; Ascomycota; Dothideomycetes; Pleosporales; Pleosporaceae. The record is from RefSeq and is a predicted model, not a curated record.
AUCUUCACUUUGGUUCUUGUUUUGUAUCCACAAGUCUACGUCAGCAAGUACUCCACUUGCCUCCUCCGCCGAUACAUGACAGCUGUCGAACCAAUAUUACGUACCUCACUAUGAAGACAUUUGCUAUUCUUUCUAUGCUUUUGGCUACAGCCCUUGCCGCACCGCCUCCACCAGGCCCACCAGGACUCUCGAACCCUGGAAAGGCCAAUGGCAAAGCAAAUGGCAAACCGCCACCACCACCACCACCACCCCAGCCCAAAUGCCCUACCAACUCUGCACAGCCCGACGGUAGACUGCCCAAUGGCGCCAUUUCAACAUCAGCCCUAGUCCCCAUUGCCGCCACAAGCCCAAACACACCCUUCCCAUCAGUAGAGUGGGCCAUCGUCACCCCAAACGACAUCUGCACAAUCUUCAACCUGCAACUCGACUCGGAUGCCACCCAAGGCAAGAUCUGUAAUCUCGUCUUCGACUUCCCUGACGACAAGGGUCUCUACGUCUACUUUGGUAGCGGACACUUUACCUUCACAGGAUACGCCAUCAACGCUGGUGCGGUACCAGGUCAGACGACUUACAACAACCAGCCUGCCCCUGGACCUAGCCCACCGAACCCACCGCCAACGCUUUUGCCGGGACAUAGCUACAUCAUUAACUCCUCGCCUUGUGGAAUCCCACCUCACAUUGGACAGGUUACGGUUAGUGGAGCGUUGUGCUCCAAGGACACGAUAUUGUCUUUCAAGCAGAGUAACGGUAACGGACAGUGCCCCAUGGGUUUCUACGUUGUUCUCACGGACGAUCCGAAUGCGCAAAAGUCUUCGUAGGGGCUUGAGUAGUGGUUUCCGGAGUGGUCAGGAUUAACAAUUUGACUAGAGCCGUGUUUACUUUUCAACUGAUAACCUAUCUUGCGUAUUGUGAGAAGGAAUUUUACCAAAUAGACAUUUUACUUUUCUAGAAA